AUGGACUGGAUCAGUGCAGCGCGCCAUAGACGCACUGGAUUUGUGCAACCUUGCCGGGCACUCUGGUCGUUCGUUGGAUAUCGAGCGCUGCUGAAGGUGUGUCCGAACGAGAACGUUCUCGGGCCGGCAGCAGCAGCAGCAGCACGCCCUCAUUCAGAGCGUGCGGCCGCUUCCCUAUUAGCCAGCGCCACAGGGCAACGUCCAAAGUCCGGUGCAGCUGGUCGUCGACGUAAGGGCGCCGAGGCAAUCGAUCGCGUUUUAGAACGGUACGCUGCAACCGUUGGUGUCGAAGUACACGUUCAACUCGCUACAAGGACGAAAGCGUACUGUGGUUGCAGUUGCGAACAAGCGCCGGGGCCGAACACCCAUAUAUGCCCUGUAUGCACCGGCCAGCCUGGAACGCUACCGGCGCUGAACCAGAACGUGGUCGAACUGGCUGUCAAAGCCGGCCUGGCUCUGCACUGCAGGAUAGCGCUGAGGACCAAGUUCGAUCGGAAAAACUACUUCUACGCCGACACGCCGAAAAACUACCAAAUAAGCCAGUACGAUAUGCCCAUCGCCGAGAACGGAUACCUGGAGCUGCCGUCCUCGGGCAAGCGCGUACAUAUCCGUCGUGCACAUAUGGAGGAGGAUUCGGCGAAAAUGUUCCAUUCACAAACUGCAGAAGAGGAGCCAGAUGAAAUCCCGGGUCAGGACCCUGGGGCACACGAAGCAAAAUACUCUCUGAUAGAUCACAAUCGAGCUGGCGUUCCGUUGUUGGAGAUCGUUACAGGGCCGGAUAUGGAGUCCGGGGCUGAAGCGGCCGCCUUCGGCGAGGAGCUGCAGCGCGUCCUACGAUACGCAGCGAUCAGCGACUGCAAUAUGCAGGACGGCUCGCUUCGUGUCGACGUGAACGUCUCGAUUAGACCUCGUGGAUUGUCUGGUGUCAGGUCGGAUGAUGCACUCGGGACCAAGGUAGAGCUGAAAAACCUGAACUCCUUCAAUGCAAUCGAGCGAGCAGUCGAUUACGAAAUUCUUCGGCAAGCGGCCAUGCUUGAUGGCAAUGGAACGGUUCGCCAGGAGACGCGUCUAUGGGAUGAGCGUGAACAGGCUACGAAGGUGUUGCGUAUCAAGGAAGGUGCAUCUGACUACCGUUAUUUUCCGGAACCUGACAUUCCGCCGAUUCUUCUAGAGCAAGCUCAGGUUGAUGCUUGGAAAGCGAGUCUGCCAGAGCUACCUGCAGAGAAACGCUUGCGUUAUACGUCAGCAUUAGGCCUUACACCUUAUGAUGCAGGAGUGCUCACUGCAGAACCAGCGACAGCUUUCUUUUUUGAGGACACCGUCGGACAUCUUGCUGUCGAGGGUCUGGAUCCUCGCAUGCUGAUCGAUCGAGCGAAAGCGGCUGCAAACUGGAUCACCGGCGACAUCGCCGCCCUGAUCAAACAGAAACCGCAGGCGCGCUCUAUCCAGGAGACAGCACUGACGCCGAGCGUGCUCGCAGAACUCAUUCUGCUGAUUGAGGACGGGACGAUUAGCGGGAAGAUCGCCAAGGAAAUCCUCCCAGAGCUCAUGGAGGAGCCCUGCAGUUCGGUGCGUGACCUCGUUGAAAAGCAAGGCAAGACACAGAUCCGAAGUGAAUCCGUAAUUGCGGAUCUCAUUCGACAAGUCAUGCGUGAACAUCCCGAAAAUGUGCAGGCGUACAGGCAAGGGAAAACCAAGCUUGCAGGGUUUUUUGUCGGACAGGUGAUGAAACGCGGCGAUGGUCGUCUGGAUCCGGCCCUGACGCAACGUCUUGUGACCGAGUUGUUGUCACGCGACGAUUCCGGCGAAUCCUAG
Cyanidioschyzon merolae strain 10D is the source of this 1815-nucleotide messenger RNA. RefSeq names its product glutamyl-tRNA amidotransferase subunit B. Gene Ontology annotation, biological process: glutaminyl-tRNAGln biosynthesis via transamidation; mitochondrial translation. The transcript has a single exon. Gene Ontology annotation, molecular function: glutaminyl-tRNA synthase (glutamine-hydrolyzing) activity. Lineage: Eukaryota; Rhodophyta; Bangiophyceae; Cyanidiales; Cyanidiaceae. The record is from RefSeq and is a predicted model, not a curated record. The coding region runs from base 1 to 1815 and encodes 604 amino acids.